CAAAGAAAAAUCAUUAUCGGACCUCGUGAAAGCUUGGUUGACUUGGUCAAAGGGUCGGGUUUUGCUCAAACCCAUGACCCAUCAUGCCAUGAAUAUGAGAGCAAGGCCUUGCAGCAGUUCAAGCAUAAUUUUGUCAUCGACAAGUUUGCUUCAGUUGACCCUUCUGCUUCUCCAAAAUUUGAUUCAUGGAAGCUACUUGAUGGAAAGAGCAAUGGUUGCUGCUCAUGGGAUGGCAUCGAGUGUGACUACGACACUGGUCAUGUGAUUGGCCUUGACCUCAGUAGUAGCUUUCUCCAUGGUUCUAUCAACUCCAACAGUAGCCUAUUCACCCUUGUCCACCUUCGUAGCCUAAACCUUGCCGAUAAUGACUUUAAUUUCUCCGAAAUACCAUCCAGAAUUGGACAUCUUUCGAGGCUGACAAGUCUCAAUCUAUCCAAAUCUGAAUUUUUCGGUCAGAUUCCUUCAGAAAUCUCAUCUCUUUCCAAAUUGGUUAUCCUCGAUCUGACUUCAGAAUUUGAUUUGUAUUCUGAAAGUCAAUUGAAACUUGAAAAAUUCAGUCUAAGAGAUCUAGUUCAAAACCUAACCAACUUGAAAGUACUUGACCUUUCUAAGGUGAACAUAUCUUCUUCCGUGCCACGUGUAUUGUCAAAUAUAUCCUCUCUAACAACUCUUCAUCUUCCAGGAUGUUCGUUGUAUGGGGAAUUUCCAAAGGACAUUUUUCAUCUACCAAAACUGCAGAUCCUUAAUGCAAAAUCGAACAAAAUUCUCACCGGCUCUCUACCUGAAUUUGAAAGUAGUAGUCGCCUUAAGGAAUUUGAAUUCUCGGGCACGGGCUUCUAUGGUAAGCUCCCAGAUUCAAUUGGUAGACUUGAAUCCUUACGUUUUUUGGGAUUGGGUCAAACUAGUUUAUCUGGGACGCUUCCAACUUCACUUGGCAAUCUAACCCGGCUCACUUUCCUCUACCUUUAUGAUUGCAAGUUUAGUGGCCAGAUUCCUAGAUCAAUCACUCAACUCAAGCAUCUUGAUUUUCUGAUUCUUCAUUCUAAUAGCUUCACUGGUAUUGUCGAGCUAGACAUGUUUAUGAAACUCCCAAACCUGGUCUCGUUGCAAUUAGGGAGAAACAAUCUUACAGUGCUCGACAAAAAUAGUACCAAUGGUACUCUUCCAAAGCUUGCUAUUCUAGGAUUGGCGUCGUGCAACUUAGUCAAGUUCCCUAGCAUUCUAAGAUUUCAAGAUGAAUUGCAGUUGUUAAAUAUUAACAAUAACAAAAUUCGAGGCGAAAUACCAACUUGGGUAUGGAACUCAAGUAAAGAAACAAUGGAAUAUGUCGAUUUUGGCCAGAACUUUCUGACAGGUUUCGAGCAGAAGCCAGCUGUCAUCCCAUGGCGUUUUUUAAUAGUUUUCAACCUCGGCUCUAACAAGCUUCAAGGAUUGCUUCCCGUUCCACCACCAAGCACUGUUAUUUAUGACGCCAGCAAUAACGCAUUGACGGGAGCAAUUCCACCAUCAAUAUGCCACAAUAAUUCUCUUCAAAUCCUUGAAUUGUCCAAUAACAAUUUAAAUGGCAGCAUACCUCCAUGUUUGGCCAGUUCCAGCAAAGAUCUUCUCAUUUUGAAUCUAAGUUGCAAUAGUUUCCAUGGAAGUAUUCCUUCAACAUUCACAAUGAAUAGCCAAUUGGUGAUGAUUGAUUUAGGGCAAAAUCAACUACAGGGGCUGGUGCCAAGAUCAUUGGCAAAUUGUGCAAUGCUGGAGUGUCUCAUUCUUCAAAAUAACCAAAUUGAGGAUACUUUCCCCUCUUGGUUGGGAGCUCUUCCUAAGUUAGAGCUUCUUAUUUUGGGAUCAAACAAAUUCCACGACAUUAUUGGGGAUCCCAAAAACAAUUCAAUGUUUCCAAAGUUGCGGAUAAUUGACCUCUCUUGCAAUGGCUUUUCAGGUAAUUUGCCAACAGAAUACAUUCAUAAUUGGAAUGGAAUGAAAAUGAUCAACAAAGAGAAUUUGACAUAUAUGCGUUCAAAUCCUGAAAUUCAAUUCGAUGUACGUGCCGGUCCAACAACUCAUAUGACAAUAUCCUAUUCAGAUGUGUGGAGCUAUAAUUACUCAAUGAGAGUGGUCAGCAAAGGGAUAGACAGGUUAUACGAGAGGAUUCAAAGUGCCUUGGUGGUUGUUGAUCUCUCAAACAACUCAUUCUUUGGGGUUAUCCCAGAAUCCCUUGGAAGUCUCCAUGGGCUUCAAUUGCUAAACCUCUCCAACAACAAACUUACUGGCACUAUCCCCACAGCGUUGGCAAAAUUGACAGCAUUGGAGUCAUUGGACCUAUCUCAAAAUCUGCUCUUAGGUCACAUCCCCUGGCAACUGACCCAACUCACUUUCCUUUCCAUCUUUAAUGUUUCUCAUAAUCGACUCACUGGCCCUAUACCUCAAGGGAAACAAUUUGAUACGUUCGACAAUAGUUCGUAUGAUGGGAAUUUGGGAUUGUGUGGUGUCCCGUUGUCGAAGUCAUGCAGAAAUUCAAUGGCCUCACCACCACCUCCACCUAUAUUUCGAGGUCAUGACGUUGAGUUUUCGAGUUGUAUUUAUUGGAUGGUCAUAGCCUUGGGAUAUGGAAGUGGGCUGGUAGUUGGGUUGGUUAUUGGGACAACUCUAACGAGGAGGUAUCACGAAUGGUUUGUCGACUCCUUCGGGAGGGGGAAGAAAUUUCAGAAGAAGAAAAAAAGCAAGGGCCGAAGAACCUAAUUAUUGUCGGCAAUGAAAUUGUGGGUUCUUUCUUCAGUACUACUUUUGUGCUUGUGCUCCCAUCUUGGCUAGAGGUUAUGUUAAAUAAAAGGGUCAGGUGUUAAGGAUAUGCAGGUUUUAGCAGCAGAAUACUAGCGGUGUUGUCAUGUUUCUAGAGUGCACAAGAGAGAUCUUCCUGGAGCUUUUGUUCUUGCUCAUUCUGUUGCUACAAGCAGUGUUAACAUGUAUUUCCUUCUUUUUUUUUUGGCUCGGCAACAUGUAUUUCUUCAUAUUGCAGUUUCGUCUUUCUAUUACUUGUGGUCUUGUCGCUUAUC
Rhododendron vialii is the source of this 3047-nucleotide messenger RNA. Its product is annotated as receptor-like protein 33. The record is from RefSeq and is a predicted model, not a curated record. Gene Ontology annotation, molecular function: protein binding. The coding region runs from base 1075 to 2733 and encodes 552 amino acids. NCBI's taxonomy places the organism in Eukaryota, Viridiplantae, Streptophyta, Magnoliopsida, Ericales, Ericaceae. The transcript has 3 exons.